GCCCAUCUCCCUUAAAGUCAGUAUUGAUUUCAUCCAUUGGUUUGAAUCCUUAUCCACCAUGAAAUCGACUUCAACUCCCCUUUCCUUGGUUGUUCUCAUCGCUUUGGUCUUCAUUGCCAAUGGUGGAAUUCGCCCCGUGGAUGCCCGUCGACCACAUUGGGGACAUGGAUUCUUUGGACGCCGAUGUCAACGAGUUCUGUUUGUGCCCAUUACCUCUCCGACAACUGAUGACACCUGCGCUGCCGAUUAUGCCGAUAGAGACAACAAUGGAGUGGAUCUUCUGGAAAAUGGACGAUUCACUCAAGAGUUCCUUGAGAAUGUGGGCGAGGGUAACAAUAUCACGGUUUGCCAUGGUUACAUUAGAAAACGCGACCCUUCACGAUCCAUGUUCAGAGUCAAGACCUUCCAGGUUAAUACUACUUUUACAGUAGUCGAAAUUUAAUCUGUUUCACCUUCAAAUGACCUCUAUCAAAGGCAUUUUGGGGAAGGGUUGUUUAUGCUAUUCACAUAUUGAACAUGGAAUAAUACAAUCCUGCAUGACAUUUUAA
Molecule: messenger RNA, 548 nt
Organism: Tigriopus californicus
Lineage: Eukaryota; Metazoa; Arthropoda; Copepoda; Harpacticoida; Harpacticidae
Exons: 2
Coding region: 59-442 (127 amino acids)
Source: RefSeq, a predicted model, not a curated record